Messenger RNA from Meloidogyne enterolobii, 747 nucleotides. The record is from the annotation of a GenBank genome assembly. NCBI's taxonomy places the organism in Eukaryota, Metazoa, Nematoda, Chromadorea, Rhabditida, Meloidogynidae.
AUGGAAUUAUUAUUAUUUAACCGCCAAGAAUACGAACGUCUUUAUAAUUGUACUAAUCUCGUAAUUGAUUCAAUUCCAAUAGAAAAACGUCGUUUAACACUAUUAGCAUUAAUUAAUUUAAUUUUGGGACUAAUAUAUUUUCUGCUUUAUUUGCCCUGUUUGUUUUCUAUUUGGAAACAGCAUUGGAAAAAUGAUUGUUAUACAAUUCUUUUGUUUAUUGGAAUUGUGGAUAUAGUUGGAUUGAUUAUUACCGGCUUUUUACACCCAAUACUUGCACUACUUGGGGCUGUUUUUUGUUCAUAUCCAACACUUAUAUUUAUUGCUGGGGGAGUUUUGGCAUUCAAUCGUUGCUUACAAGUUAUUUCCAACUCAAUUUCUUUGUAUCUUUUUGAAGGAAUAAAAACUUAUUUUUGGUUAUUAAUCUCGUUUUUGUACGCUCUUUUUUGUUUUUGUUUUUUGAGACCUGUACUUUUUUCUGGAAUUUAUUUUUCUUGGUUUUAUUAUCCGUUUGUUGGCUAUAAAGAGGAUAUUAAUGGAGAAUUUAAUACUCAAUUACAAUUUUACCAUAAUUUAACUGUGGGAAUUACUUUACCAACAAUUUAUUUAAUUUUUGCUGUUGGAUUAAUUAUUAAAAACCAAAAAUAUAAACAAAUUGCUAAUGCACAAGUUUUUUCAAUUAGCCAUGCGGAGAAAUUAGUAAGUUGUGGUAAAUGCCUAGAGUUGACUCCCCUAUCUGUCCGCAAAUGA